UCUUUUAACCAAAUAUAAAUGUCUACACUUGCCUUCCAACGUGAACUCGAACCUUGUUUAGCAAGGUUAGGCACAACACCAGAAGAUCCCACUAUACACCAGAUAAACCUUCUUUUGUUAAAGAAGUGUAUGCCAUCGAUGAUAUUGAAACACUUCGUCAACUGAUUAUAAAAAAGGAAAGAGAACGACAGGCUAUUGCUAAUGACUUGGAAGUCGCUGCUCGUAUCGGUUUGGUUAUUUCAGAAACAAAUGAAGCCAUUCAGCUAAAAGUAAAGCCAAGAAAGAGAGAAGGAGAGAAAAUAGAAGAAAUCACUAAGAAACUCUUUAAAGUUAGAACAUCUCGAAAGGGAAAAUAAGAUGUUUCAGGAGGAAUUACAUCUAAGGCCAACUCUAAAAAAGGAUGAAGGGCUAAGUGAUGAAGAAGAGCGACUCUUUUUACAACAAGAGCUUGACCAAGCAAGAAGAGAACUGACAAAGUUUAGAAAAGAAAUGGACGGCCUGUCUGCUCAGUUAAAUGAUAUGGCGUCAGAAAUGGUCGACUCACGUUCGAAAGUCAGCGUUUAUGCAAAACGAUUGGCCGAGGUGGAGCAAAAAUUAGCUGCAACCAGAGAUGUGAAUGCCAACCUACAGUCAUUACUAGAUAAAGCAUUAACCUCACAAAAACAAUCCAGUUCGAAUACAUCACAUCUUGUCAAGAAUAUCCAAAUAGACUUGGCAAGAGUUAUCCAUGAAAAUGAGCAAUUAAGAGUUCGUAUAGCAGAACUAGAGCAGCAGCAAGUGGAAAAUGAAGAAAAGAUCGCUGCCAUGGUGAUUCAGGCACAAGAGUAUGCAACAAGAUUGGAACAGGCACAGAAUACGAUCCACAGUCUGAGUGAGCCGAAGUUAUUAGAGGACGAUGAACUCUUGAGUUUUCAUAGUGGUUUUCAUCCACUUUCUGUUUCUUCACACGAAGGAACCACUAAAGAGACCGAGAUAACAAAGGGACCUGUGUUUUCAGCAGAAUUUAGACAAGAAAUGCAAAAGGAAAUCGAACGAAAUCUGAACCUAAGAAAUGAGAUACGACACCGAAUCAUCACUGCUGAUAAUGCAUACACAGAUAAAAAGAAAUCUGGAGAAGGAUUAAAAUACUUGGUGUCAGAAAGAGAAAGUAUAAGUGCAGCCAGUUUGUCAACAAGCACGAGUUCAUCUACAAGUUCAUCUAUAUUAAAUGUCAUGAAAAAAGAUAUAUUGAAUACCCACCAUGAAGAAGAUCAUCAUCAACAACAACAACAAGCAAUGCCUAAAGCACCUGUUCUAAGGCCAGCUAGCUUCCUUACUGGAUUUAGUGGAUUUGGCUCAGAAGGACUGGGUAUGGGAGGUAACUUUAUUACAAGAGGCAUGCCGCCCCGUACCUUUACCAGCUCAGGCAGUAGAAAUAACGAACCAAGCAUAUCCACACGAUUCUUCCAACGACUUACUUCACGUCUGGAAGACUAUGAAAAGAAGACAAACAACAAUCAUUAAAUAAAGAAAAAAAAAAAAAAUUACCUACUCUUGUUGUCGGCCUUGUUAAUUUAGUGG
This is a messenger RNA of Rhizopus microsporus ATCC 52813, 1560 nucleotides long. RefSeq lists its product as uncharacterized. NCBI's taxonomy places the organism in Eukaryota, Fungi, Mucoromycota, Mucoromycetes, Mucorales, Rhizopodaceae. The transcript has 6 exons. The record is from RefSeq and is a predicted model, not a curated record. Bases 358 to 1503 code for a protein of 381 amino acids.